This is a messenger RNA of Drosophila hydei, 1313 nucleotides long. RefSeq names its product larval cuticle protein LCP-30 (gene Cpr49Ac). The transcript is spliced from 8 exons. Bases 76 to 1116 code for a protein of 346 amino acids. Gene Ontology annotation, cellular component: chitin-based extracellular matrix. The record is from RefSeq and is a predicted model, not a curated record. Lineage: Eukaryota; Metazoa; Arthropoda; Insecta; Diptera; Drosophilidae. Gene Ontology annotation, molecular function: structural constituent of chitin-based larval cuticle.
CGUGGUAGUCUGAUGAGUCGUCAUCAUGUUUCUCCGUUAGAAAUUGAAAAUAUCUCUGAUGAGCAAGAUUGAAACAUGCUGCGAAUAUUAUAUACUCUUGAGGGGGUAGAUAGAAGUGGCAAUAAGCCAGGAUUUCAUAAGAUAUCAGGAGAGACAGACUUGAAUGCAAGCAGACCAGCAAGCUUAUUAACUACCCAUAUAUAUCAGGGCCUUGUUGCAGUCAGCAGCAGCAAACCCGCUGAUAAUAAUGGCAAGUAUACGGUUUCAACCGAAAAAUCUAACGACGGCCAAUAUCGUGCUCAAGAUGAUGGGCGGUAUCAUCCGAGUUCGGCUGAAGAAGGUCGUUAUCAUCACAUGGUGCAGCCAUAUCAGCAUGUGAGCGAUAACCGUGAACUUGGUGUUUAUCAUCAUAUUCCUUACCCAUACGAUGGUGGCUAUGGACCAUAUUCGGGUCUCAAUCGCCCCUAUGUGCACGAUGCCAGACCUUACAACCACGAUCUGUACACAUCGACAACAACAACCACGACGAAGAAGCCGACCACAACAACACCACGCACCACAACAACAACGACAACAACCACAACCACGCCUCGCCCCAUACUCUUCAACUACGACGACGAGGGCGGCCAUAAGAUUCUGCAUCAGGAAGAGAUCCGCAAGAAGGACAAAUACGAUCAUGCUUUCCUGACCGAGAACGGAAUCUAUGGCGAGGAGCAAGCGAAGUUACAUCAUGGCGGCGGCACCCAUGCCAAGGGCGUCUACGAAUACACCGGUGAUGAUGGCAAGCUUUAUCGUGUUAACUACGCAUCAAAUGAUCGAGGAUUCAUGCCUGAGGGUGAUCACAUUCCGACUCCGCCACCAAUUCCAGAGGCCAUUGCCCGUGCCCUGAAGUAUGUGGAGGAGCAGCACAAGGCUAACGGCAACCAGCCACUGUUCGAUCAUCGCGGCUUCCGUAUCAACCACAUGACCAAGGAGAUCAAGGCUCAACUUAAGGCCAUCCAUCUGGAUCAAAUGCCCAAGGAGCUGAGCGAUCAGAUUCGCAUGCUGGAGCACGAGGUCGAGUUGGCCGAGGAGGAGGAGGCGCGCGAGCUCGAAGAGCUGCGCAGGAAGCACUAACUCCGCUUCGAAGUGAGCUCCCCACAUUGCUGUGUUCUCAUCUAAAGCCAUAGGGAUUGUGUUGUGCCCAGCACUUUCUGAAAUCCCCCCGCCCCAAAACCCCCUAAACCAUAUAAACGUCCCGCCCAUUCCCAUGCAUUUGCCGCCAGCAGCUGGCAAAACUAUAACAAGCCAUCGAAAAACUGAAAAAAAAAUCU